Molecule: messenger RNA, 1329 nt
Organism: Melanotaenia boesemani (Boeseman's rainbowfish)
Lineage: Eukaryota; Metazoa; Chordata; Actinopteri; Atheriniformes; Melanotaeniidae
Gene: fam228a
Product: family with sequence similarity 228 member A
Exons: 7
Coding region: 222-923 (233 amino acids)
Source: RefSeq, a predicted model, not a curated record
UGGUGACACCUGUAGGAGGAGGAGAAGAAGGAGGAGGCCUCUCUCCGGUCUCACUGCCUAUAUUGAAAUCUGAAGCCAGUGUGAGGGAAGAUAGGAGUUUGCAGUCACCUCACUGUUUAAAUUGUUGUAGCGCGUGUGACAAAAACACGAAACUUUGCUCUAAAUUAUCGUUUUUCCACCGAACUUCGGACCUGAACGUCCUCAACUUGACAUAGGGCUGCAUGGAUGAUGUGAAUAACACCACAGAGAGCAGAGGGAGUCUGUCUCAGUCGAGUGCCAGGAUGAGGAGUAGACCAGGCACAAGACACAAGACUUCCGCUACUUGUGGGCGAAAGGACCAGCUCUCUCACGCCUCCAUCAGACAACUGCAGGCAAAAAUAGAGGCUGAAAAUCAGCAAGUGCAAGAACUAAUCAAGCCUUUACUGGAUACUGAAAAUGGUUUUAUAAAGGAGUUGGACAACUUCCUGAGCCAGCAAGAUGUAGCAGAGCUAAGGAGGAGGGAGCUGCUCCACAAGCAUUGGACUGAACAUGUGUGGUUUCCCCUCCAGAAGAGAGUGGAGGAACGUGUGUCCACCUGCAGUCCUGUGAAGGUCAAAAGGUGGCAGAGCUUGCACAGUGACUACCAACAUCAUUGUAACUCCAAGAUCAAAACUGUCUGUUUAAAGGACACAUUGAACCUUUAUCCUUGUGAAAGACUGAACGACAAGAAAACACCCCCUUUUUGGAAAACAGAAAACAAAUGCACAUUGAGGAAACCUCAAGAACUUUCUCAGAACUAUAACCCUCUUGAAAAAUGUGGGCCAUCUCAGGUUAACUAUCUUCCAAAAACCUCAUCCAAUCAUCCAGCAUCUACAUCCAUAAAAAUCCCAAGGAAGGAUGAGACCGAACACAGGAAGUCUGGCAGCACACGUUGUUCAGAAUGAUUUUUCUUGAAGACCCCUGUCAUGCAACAACCAAAAAGCCGUGGACUACCUCAUGCUUGGUUUUAACUUCUCACCAUAAACGAUACAUUCUGCCUGAGUCCUGUCUUGUCUUUCAAUAAAACCAAAGUUAAUGUAAUCAUCAACAAAUAGCUUACUUUAUUUAUUUCUUUUUUUAUAGGUAUAAGUCAUCUGCACUGAUGUUUCUUAGAAAUUAAAUUACUCAAAUGGUGCAGGGAAAAUUAAGGUUACCAGGAUAGACUACCCCAUUACUGUAGCUUCACUAGCUCACUGCUCUCACUAAACCACAAAGUACAUGGACCAAAACGGAUUGGAUGCACAAGGUGUGGACUAAUACGGGACUUUUUUUAUUAGUACUUUUGACUGUGGAUAUAUGUUGGAUAUGGAC